This is a messenger RNA of Labrus mixtus (cuckoo wrasse), 5006 nucleotides long. RefSeq names its product ABR activator of RhoGEF and GTPase (gene abr). Lineage: Eukaryota; Metazoa; Chordata; Actinopteri; Labriformes; Labridae. The coding region runs from base 140 to 3481 and encodes 1113 amino acids. Gene Ontology annotation, cellular component: membrane. Gene Ontology annotation, molecular function: protein serine/threonine kinase activity; GTPase activator activity; guanyl-nucleotide exchange factor activity. The transcript is spliced from 23 exons. The record is from RefSeq and is a predicted model, not a curated record. Gene Ontology annotation, biological process: protein phosphorylation; positive regulation of GTPase activity; intracellular signal transduction.
UUUUUCUCCGUGAAAAUCAAAGCAGGUAAGAAGGUGGGUGUCUGUGACAGAUACAGAGUCAGCACAGUUAGCUUACAGCGUUUUCUCACCCUCGCUUCACGACCCUGUGGUUGGCGUAAAGCCCGAGUUAAACAUCGAUAUGUGGGAGCAGGAGGAAUUUGCCAAACAUUGGAGGAAUGAAUUUCCUGAUGGAGAAGUGCCCCGAAUGGACUUGAACUCUGUAGAGGACAUCGAGUCGGAGCUGGAGACAUGUAAAGCCAACCUGAAGACACUGCAGAAGGCGCUGGCGGAGGAGAAAUUCAAGGUGAUCUACCUGCAGACCACCAUGUCUCGAGGGAAGAGAAGCGACCCGGAAAGGGUUGACUGCAAGGAUGAAAACUUUAAUGCUGACACCUUCGGCUUUGCUAAAACUGGAAAUAUUAUAAAACAGCAGCGGAGGGACGAGGAAGUGGACGGUCACAGGAUGUCUAAGGUCUCCAACUCUGGAGAGCUGAAGCACCACGGUGCGGGUAACACAGCGGGAGUCACGAGCUGCUUCAGCCGGGAACGGAGCAGGUUUAGCGGGAAGACAGGUAAGCCCGUCCCCAUCCCAGUCCCGCCGCGGAAGCCCAGCUUUCAGAGAGUAGACCCGGCCCACGGUGGCGUCUGUCCACCGAAUGAUAACGAGCCGAGCAGUGACCGAGAGUACGAGGACACCGAGCUGAAUGAAAAUUUUGUCAGGAAUAAUUUGUUGACACCAAAAACGGCGGGCAAGGACAACCUCAUGACCUCGAGUAGUUACCGGGACAACCGGCGGCCUUUCCGCCACAGCAGGGACUUCGACUCCGGCGAUGACGGCAGGCUGUCCCCGUCCUUCCAGCAGAUUCUCCGCAGGGCCUCCCGGGGCUCCGGGUGCAGCACCCCUGACAGGAGGAGUGAUGGGUACCUGAGCUCCGACCAUGACGACUCUUCUUCUGCAGACUUUAACUACAAUACAGAUGGCUACGAGGGCGACGGAGCUGAAGACGGCAAGUCUCAGGACGGCUCCGAGACGCUGCCCUAUAUAGACGAGUCGCCCACCAUGUCCCCCCAGCUGUGCGCGCCUCAAGGACCCGACGGAGAGACAGUCUCCCCCACACCACCCGAGGGCCUGCUGGCAGGGGGAGAGAUAGAGAAAGGACUGGAGAUGAAAAAACUGGUGUUGUCUGGUUUCUUAGCCAGCGAGGAGAUCUACAUUAACCAGCUGGAGGCUCUUCUACUGCCCAUGCGUCCUCUGAAAGCCACGGCCACAACCUCCCAGCCCGUCCUGACCAUCCAGCAGGUGGAGACCAUCUUCUACAAAAUCCAGGACAUCUUCGAGAUCCACAAGGAGUUCUAUGACGCUCUUUUACCCAACAUCCAGCAGUGGGACGAGAAGGUCACUGUGGGACAUCUGUUCCAGAAGCUGGCCAGCCAGUUGGGAGUGUACAAAGCCUUUGUGGACAACUACAAGGUGGCGCUAGAGACAGCGGAGAAAUGCAGCCAAGCCAACAGUCAGUUCCAGAAGAUAUCCGAGAACCUCAAAGUAAAAGGACCUAAAGGCUCCAAAGAUUGUACCACAAGUGUUUCAAUGGAGGCUCUCCUUUACAAACCCAUUGACCGUGUUACCAGAAGCACCCUGGUCCUUCAUGAUUUACUGAAACACACUCCUAAGGACCAUCCAGACUUCCCCCUGCUGCAGGACGCUUUGAGGAUAUCUCAGAACUUUCUCUCUUCCAUCAACGAGGAGAUCGACCCUCGCAGGACAGCUGUGACCACACCCAAAGGAGAGGCCCGUCAGCUGGUGAAGGAUGGCUUCCUGGUGGAGGUAUCAGAAAGCUCCAGGAAGCUACGACACGUUUUCCUUUUCACCGAUCUGCUGCUCUGUGCCAAGAUGAAGAAGACCGCUGUGGGUCGCCACCAGCAGUAUGAGUGCAAGUGGUACAUCCCUCUGGCAGACUUGACCUUCCAAACCCUGGACGACUCCGACUGUUGCCCCAGCAUCCAUGUUCUGCCCGAGCACGAGAUCGAAGAGAUGAAGAUCAAGAUAUCAGUCCUAAAGAGCGAGAUACAGAAAGAGAAGAAAGCACCUAAGGGUCAGAGUCGCGUGGAGCGUCUGAGGAAGAAGAUGAACGAGCAGGAGUCUUGGCUGCUCCUACACUCGCCCACCAUCCCCUUCCGCGUCCACAACAAACAUGGAAAGAGCUACUAUUUCCUCCUCUCCUCAGACUAUGAGAGGUCAGAGUGGAGGGAAAGCAUCCAGAAGCUACAGAAGAAAGAUCUGCAGUCGUGUGUAUUAAGCUCUGUGGAGCUCCAGGUCCUGACCAGCUCCUGUUUCAAACUCAGAACCGUCCACAACAUUCCUGUCACCAGUAACAAAGACGAUGAGGAGACUCCGGGCUUAUACGGCUUUCUGCAUGUGAUCGUCCACUCUGCCAAAGGUUUCAAGGAGUCAGCCAAUCUAUACUGCACCCUCGAAGUGGACUCGUUCGGAUACUUUGUCAGCAAGGCCAAGACCAGAGUCUUCAGAGACACAUCAGAGCCGCAGUGGAACGAAGAGUUCGAGAUUGAGUUGGAGGGCUCCCAGUACCUGCGGAUCCUGUGCUACGAGAAUUGUUACGACAAAAGCAUGCUCAACAAGGACGACAACGAGAUCGUGGACAAGAUCAUGGGAAAGGGACAAGUCCAGCUCGAUCCUCAGACCGUGCAGUCCAAAAACUGGCACAUGGACGUCAUAGAGAUGAACGGGAUCAAAGUGGAAUUCUCCAUGAAGUUUACAAGUCGGGACCUCAGCUUGAAGAGAACGCCUUCCAAAAAACAGAGUGGGGUGUUUGGAGUCAAAAUCAAUGUGGUGACAAAGCGCGAGCGCUCCAAGGUGCCUUACAUUGUCCGUCAGUGCAUUGAGGAGGUGGAGAAGAGGGGGAUUGAUGAAGUAGGAAUCUACAGGAUCUCAGGGGUGGCCACGGAUAUCCAGGCCCUCAAAACAGCAUUUGACACCAAUACCAAAGAUAUCCUGAUGAUGCUGAGUGACAUGGACAUCAACGCUAUCGCAGGAACACUGAAACUGUACUUCAGGGAGCUGCCGGAGCCUCUGCUCACAGACCGCCUCUACCCUGCCUUCAUGGAGGGCAUAGCACUCUCAGACCCAGCAGCCAAGGAGAAUUGCAUGAUGCACCUCCUGCGCUCCCUGCCUGACCCCAACCUCAUGACCUUCCUCACUCUGCUGGAGCACCUCAAACGGGUGGCUGAGAAGGAGCCCAUCAACAAGAUGUCCCUCCAUAACCUGGCCACUGUGUUUGGCCCCACUCUGCUCAGGCCCUCAGAGUCCGAGAGCACAAAGGGACAGCAAAUCACCUCAGCCUCUGACAUCUGGUCACACGAUGUCAUGGCACAGGUCCAGGUACUUCUCUACUACCUGCAGCAUCCUCCCAUCUCCUUUGCUGAACUGAAGCGUAACACGCUCUACUUUUCCACCGACGUCUGAUCUCCAACACCUCCCUGAGGGCAGCAUAUGGAGAGGAGGGAGUGAGAGACUCAAAACACAUCUAGGUCCCUGCCUCUCAGUCCUCCUGCCUCACCUCUUCUCCUAUCAGGCAGCUCAUCUUGACUGUACAGCCCCCCCUCCCCCCUCCCCGAAAUCAUUCAUCCUGUCUUUAACCCCCAAAUGAACCACCUCACCACCCCCGGUCCUGAGAAGAGAUGGAGCCAAGCACGAAGGGAGGUGGCGAUGAGAUAUUCUGGUCGUCUAUUCGUCACACGUCAUGUCAUGUUAGUAAAGUGAGGCGAGCAGAGCCGCUCCACCCUGCCUCCCACCAACAAGGCAGUCUUGCACCAUGUUGGGAGAGAUCUGAGGGUCUGGAGGCCGCAGCCUGGCGCAGUGGCACAGAAUCUUACUGUGUCUAGUGGUGUCAUCAAGUGACUCCUUUUUGGACACUGGUUUAAAGAUUUGAGAAACCAGUCGACUCAACCUCCUGCUUUGUUUCAUGUUCAGAGGCAUUCCAGUAAAAAAAAGGCAUUUACAUGUUUGAUAAUUAUGUUCAACAACUGUUUAGUUUCCUUUUCAGUCUUUUGUCUUUGUGCAUGUGUGUGGUGGAGGAGGCUGGGUGUGAGUGACAAUGUGGAUGUUCUUGAGUGAUUGAGCAAGAGCAUGAGUGAGUGGAUGUGUGUUUGUGUGUGUGUUUAAGGGACUAUGAGAACUUGUGAGGUUUAGAAGUGGCUGGGAAGCCGUCCUCAUGAAUGGCUGGUUAUGUGUCUCUCUGUGCUGACAAACAAGAGAGAACUGCCCUCCCCAGUGAGUCUUGGCCAAAUUAGCCCUAUUUAUUUUGAAUAUAUAUAAUAUUUGUGCCUGUACAGUUCUGUGCAACUAGAGAAAUGCUCUAAGAAGUCUGUUUUUUGAAGUUUAUUCAGGUAGUGAUGUUAUUCUUUAGUCUGAUUUUCUCAUUCACCAUGUCCAUGGUUGGUAAGCUGUACUGAAAAAGAUCACCAGAAAUUCUGCCAUUUAAUUUCAGAUCACUUAGUAGAGGGGGAAGGGCACUCUGUGACAUGAGGGUUGUUAGAGGGGGAAAAAAAACACAAUGAAUGGAACAUUUAGCUUCUUUUUUUUCUCUAGUUGUUUUAUUGCAAGCCUGUUCCAAGUGUCUUACUGCACCAGAAUAAAGUAUAGGAUGAUUUGUGUAGUUGCCCUCGUUGCAUGUAUCAGCUUGUCAAUCAAACCAGGCAGGGUAACACAAAGGUAGGUUGUCUCUGAGAGGCCCUCGUUCAAACACCCACAACUGCUCUGUACAAAGCCCACCUUUCUGCUAUCAAGCCUGCGACAUAUCUUCAAAUACUGUAAGCACUGCUAGAUGAGUACUAUUUGAUAUUUUUAAUAUAAGAUUAAAAUGAAAUAAAAAAAUGUUGUAUUUUACUUCUUUGAGAAGAAUUUCAAUAUACUGUAAUAUUGAGGCUAAAUGUUAAUGUGAACUUUUCCCCCCUUUUAUAGUAAAAUAAAAGUUACCAAAACACUCUCA